This is a messenger RNA of Microbotryum saponariae, 3961 nucleotides long. NCBI's taxonomy places the organism in Eukaryota, Fungi, Basidiomycota, Microbotryomycetes, Microbotryales, Microbotryaceae. The record is from the annotation of a GenBank genome assembly.
AUGGGCGAGAAGCUCGCCUCCAAGGAGAAGUCAGGUGCAGCGCCUGCCACACCGAGCGGCAGGAGAGAGCCUCGGACUCGCUCGGCGGCGGCGGCGGCGGCGGCUUUCCCGGCCGAAUCCAACGCGGCAAAGGCGCGCCAUCGUCUGCACUGCGCAUGGUCCGCAACCAAGCAACGCAUCGGCGUGCAGGAUGGAGUCUUGCGCGACGAGGUCUUGACCGAAGCAACUGAUAUGGCCGACGACGCGCACUCCCUACAUUGCCACGCCUCGAUCAAACGCGCAAGGUCAUGCGCUGCCCAACGCAGCGGCACAGCUGCCGACACCAGCAGCGCCCCCGCCACCAACUCCAUCUCCGGCGCCGAUCAACCCGCGGCACAAGCUCGAGCCACCGCUGCUGGCGCUGCCGCUCGUGGCGAGGAAGUGGAGGAUGUGUCCGUGGACGCCGUCGUCGUCGAGAAUGAAGGAAUGUUUCGCACUUGGGGUGGCACCGCCGAUGACGAGCACGCCUCGGCAACCGGCCAUGGUGGAAAGGGGGGAGCCCCGAAAGCGGCAUCGGCCAAGGCUGAAAUCGCCGAGGGGACAAAGAAGGACGAUGCGAGCAUUUUCCGCGAGGUCACGUCCAACUAUGGUGGUCCGGUCAUCAUCUUUUGUCGAUGGACUGUGUGGCCCCGUGUCGUGUGAGUCGCGGCGUUUUCCGCGGGGAUUGCGCCCCAACGCCGAGCUAAGGAGCUGACAAAGAGAAAACGCGCCGCGCCCGCAAAAUACGAAUUUCGCCAUCUACCAGCGCCUUCUUCGCACCUCAAUUCGAAUCGAGAGAAAUCGAGGCCGCAUAUCAAAAGGACUCGUGGACGAGCAUGAAGCGCUCGGUCCUGUACGGCACCCUCUUCUUCGAAAUCAACUGGAUUCUGUCCGUGUCGAUGCUGCCGAAGCCGUGGUCGGCGUGGAACUUGGCUGCGAGCGCCGUCUUGAUGCCGUUGAGCACGAUCCCUUUGGUUCCGAUGGCUUUGUGGGAUUGGCCGGCAUUGCAUCGUGGAGCUCGGUACUGGGUAUGCUCGUGGUGCGGGGCGCGGUCUUAACGUGGUCGGCUGACCGACCCACCGAAAUAUGUGAUUGAACAGAUCUGGCAAUCCUUUGUUUUUCUGGCCGUGCUCAUCGCUUCGACGAACUCUAUCGUGUAAGUUCCGUGAUUUAAGUUUGCCCUGCAUUCUAGAUGAGCUCACAUCAAACAUUAUCCGUCUGCAGGGACAUGGCAUUGUGCGCUUAUUUCGCUCCCGAUCGUCACUGCGGUGCCAAAGACUUUCUCACCGUCUUCUUCUAUGCUGCCGUGAGUUGAGACACCUGAGAUGCGUCGAUGAAGCUAUGUUUGACACGGGCGGUCACACCUCACUUUGUGUUCAAUCAGGCGCCACCGGCCGUCUCGCUAUUCGCGCUCAACCAAGUCCGCGUCGGAGCGUUCGGAAUAUUUGUCGCGUGGACGGGUCUGGUCCUCGGCACAUUUCUUCGCCUCAAGGGAUCUUUCAUCCGCAGUGCCAUCAACCUCUUCAGUACGUAUCUCUCGUGUUGCGGAUUAUUUCCGCGCUCAUGAUCACUGACGCUACGACAAACACCUAACAGUCUUCUACGUCUUCCUGCUCAUGUACUCGCAUCAACGGGAGAUCAACGAUCGUCGGACCUUCACCUUGCGGCUCGAGCUCAAGCGACUCUAUCGACUCAAGCAAAAAGCCGAGCAUCGCGAACGACGCGAGGCCGAUGCCAGCAAACGCUUCUCCAACUUUUUGUUCCACGAGGUGCGCGUCCCGCUCAACACCUCGACGCUCGCUUUCCAAAACAUCAAGGAAUCGGGGAUUGUUAUGUCGGACACGGAUUGUGACUUGUCGAUCGAGUUCGAAGCGCUCGAAUCCUCGUAAGUGGUCCGCACCCGGUGAAGUGCUUGGAAAAUGGUGUCUGACGUGGCACGGCAUCUCAACUUCAUUACCGCAGACUCGCGGCCAUGGCUCAAGUCCUGAACGACGUUCUCGAUCAUUCCAAGCUUGAAAAAGGCGGAUUUUCGAUGUUGUCGAGCCCCUUUUCGCUCCACCGCGCCAUGCACAGCAUCUUUAAUCAACUCCAACUUGACGUCGACGCCAGGCGCCUCACACUCGAAACCCAUCUCGACGCUCGCAUCGACGAGGUCUGCGUUAAAUCGGCGUGGCCGACGAGUGAAUGGCCGACACGGAUCCUGGAAGGCGAUGGCUUCUUGCUCGGUGACGAGAUGCGACUGCGGCAGAUCCUGACCAAUCUCACCUCGAACGCGGUCAAGUUCACAUCAGCGGGUGGGAAGGUCGCGGUCACGACGAAGCUUUUACGACCCUCCUUCACCCCAGGCGGUUAUCAAAGACCCGAGCCUUCGCCCAGCGACUAUUCGGACCUACCAACAUCGAGUGAGGGCUAUUCAGACACUGAGAAGGGCCUGACAUCGGCGACUCUCGAGGUGUUCGCGGUCGAAGGUAGCACGAGCAGCAGUUCCAACUCGAGCUCUCGCGAUCCGGGUGAGGUCAUCGUUGUUCGUUUCGAGGUGCGCGAUACGGGCGUCGGUAUUCGGCCCCGGGAUAUGCAGGGGGAUCGGUCGUUGUUCUCGUCGUUUGUGCAGACCGAGGUCGGCAUGAGGCAAGGUGGGACAGGAACUGGGUGAGUCGGUUUCUAAACGAGCUGUGCGCAUUUGAUUGUAUGGGGAACAUACUGACUUGACGUAUGCGAUGCUGUCAUCAGCCUUGGGCUCUCAUUAGUCCGUCAACUCGUCAAACUGAGUGGCGGCAGGCUUGGUGUCACGUCGAAAGUUGGUGAAGGCUCAACGUUUUGGGUCGAGUGAGUCGGUAUUGGUCAGAUUCUGAUCGCCUCUAUUGUCUCCACACCUCUGAUCUAAACACUCAUCUUCUCUCUCAGGUUACCUUUUCAAGUGGGCGCUGCUGCCUUGGUCGCACCGGUCGACGACUUUAUCACGCCGGUCAAACUUGAAGCUCGACCUCACUCGUGGCCCAUCGAAUUCCCUCCGCCGACGCCACCCAGCUCGCACAUGGAGUCGGCGCCGCAGUCCAAUUUUACCACGAUUUCUCCAACCUCGCCUCACGAGAAGCCGGCGUACAGUUUGGCAGCGUCAACCAGCGACGGAUCGGAUGCGAUCGAGAUGAUCGCCCCGUCGGAGAAGGAGAAGGUGAAGAGUGGCGCGAGCGAGGUCCCACAGCUUGCGAUAUCGCCUCCGGCUGUGACGCCGAUACCGACUCCAUCCACUGCGACGAGUUCGUCGCCUGCGUUCAAGUGCCUGUCUGGUACAUCCCCGCCGCUGCCGACGCAGGCAGCCAUCUCUAUCCCUGCGGUCGUGCCCAUGCCCAGUCCCUUGUCCCUCCUCUCCAUUACGAGAACUCCUGCGACGCCCCCGCUCGAGUUUCAGGAUGGGCCAAUCCGGGUGCUCGUCGUCGACGAUGACGCACUGACGCGUAAGCUGAUGACACGAAUGAUCGAACGAGGCGGCUCGCUGGUAUCGACCGCGAACGAUGGCGAACAAGCGCUGGAAUUGAUCCUCGCUCGGAAGGAGUCAGACCCGGUCGGGGUGCAUGUCUACAACUAUGACGUCAUCUUCCUCGACAAUCAAAUGCCGAAGCAGACGGGCCUCGAAGUCGUGCAGGCGCUCCGGACAUUGGGCCGUGAAGACCUCGUGGUCGGGGUGACAGCGAACGCGAUGCAGUACGACCAAGACGAGUAUCGGUCACGGGGUGCCGACGAGGUCCUGACCAAGCCCGUCGCCGAAGCGUCGCUACGCAAUUACUGUGCCUUUGCCGACGUUCGGCGGAAGCAACGAAGGGAGGAGGUCGCUGCUACGAGCUCGAGCGCCGCUUCGGAGCCGCUUACCCCGCCGCAACGACCGCCGCUCACUCAUUUCCUGAUCUCGCGCGAUUCGUCUCGGAGCAUUCCUAGAGCUCCGUAG